CAGAUAUUAUUCAUAUUAUAGUUUAAUUAAAGGACGUAAUAAUUUUAAAUUUUAAUAGUCCAUAGUAUUUUCGGUAUCUUUUGAAUGCUUGGUUAUGUUGCAAUCGCAAUUUUCGGUCACACUGGAAUACACGACAUCGCCGCCAUCAUAAAAGCGCACAUACACAAACGCAAAUGCACCGAGAAUAAAACUGAAAAAGAGGAACGAAUAAACGUCGGUUCUCUUCUUAAUUCAACACUUGUUAAAUUUCAUUGCGUUUGCGAUUCUUUUUUAUAUAAAUUAAACAAAAAUAACGCAUUCAAACUUAAUAUUUUAACUGUGAUUGCCAACAACAAAAGUAACAAGCAAGUAAUGUGCAAAAAGAAUUGCCAAAUUUGUAAUUUUUGAACAAAAAAUUGCAACAAAGCAGACGACGGCAAAGGAAGAAGCAGAAUAAAGCGGCUGCUCCAAACCAACAAGCUUCGCGUCAUUUCUCAAAUUUCAAAUUAGGCUGCAAACUCCGUACACCAAAAGCAAAAAAAAAAAAAAAUAAACGUAAAACCUGUGCUUCGGAGUAUACCAGCGAAAAGCAAAAAUACAACCUCAUAAAACACAUAAGCAAUAACAUUGUGCAUUAGAAACCGACAUCAAGCAACUGCUAAGACUAAAUAAAAUUCAUCUCGGCAAGAACAGUAAAUUCUUAAUCUCGCUCUUACUGGGACUAAACUUAGCCGCUUAGCCAAACGCUUGGAACUCUAGCAAUGGUCAUGGAUGCGACUCAAUCGCAACAGCCUUCGCCACAAUCGGUGGGACGCGAAUUUGUGCGUCAGUAUUACACGCUGUUGAAUAAGGCACCCAAUCAUUUGCAUCGCUUUUACAACAAUAACUCGUCUUUUAUACAUGGUGAAUCGACUUUGGUUGUGGGUCAACGUGAGAUACACAAUCGCAUACAGCAAUUGAACUUCAACGAUUGUCAUGCUAAGAUCAGUCAAGUGGAUGCCCAGGCAACGCUCGGCAAUGGCGUUGUGGUCCAAGUCACUGGAGAGCUGUCCAACGAUGGCCAACCGAUGCGUCGCUUCACUCAGACAUUUGUCCUGGCAGCCCAAUCCCCGAAGAAGUACUAUGUGCACAAUGAUAUCUUUCGCUAUCAGGAUUUAUACAUCGAGGAUGAGCAAGAUGGCGAAUCGCGUUCCGAAAACGAUGAGGACCAUGACGUUCAGGUCCAGGUGGUUGACCAGGCCGUCCAGGUUGUAGGUGACGCCGCUCAACAGCCGCAGCAGCUGUCCACUCAAGUGGUAUUGCCACAACCAGUUGUUCCAGUUGCUGCCGCUGGCGGAGCUGCUGGAGCGCCGCAGCAAUUGUUUUAUCCACUGCCAGCGGGAGCUGCUACUGGACGAGCUGUGGCCGUAUUACCAGCUGCACCACAAGCUGCAGCGGUGCCGUUGCCCGCGCAAUUCACCAACCCGCCGCCGCCAAUCCAGAACGGAGUUGUGCCACAUGAUGAAUUGCCACAGCAGCAAGGACCACCUCAGGCCUUGGUUCAGGCCAAUGUGUCGCCUUUGGUACAACAGCAGCAGAGUGGACCCGUGAUGCCGUCCAACGUUGGCAUUGUGCAGCCAGUGCCAGUGCAGCCAGCUGCAGCCUUCCAGCACUCGCCGCUCGUUUCGGGGCCACCCCAGCUAAUAGCACAACAGCAUCAACAACAGCAGCAGCAACCGCCGCAGGCUAUGCAACAGCCUUUGGAACCGGAGGAGCCAAUCACCAAUGAUGCAAAGGUGAGCCACUUGCAAAGGGCAACAACUCCAGUGGAGGAUUUCAAGACCAUACAUGAGCAGCAGCAACAGGAGAAAUACGAGGCCGCCAAGCAGCAGCAGAACGAGCCGAAGACCUAUGCUAAUCUGUUCAAGUCUACUUCGUCUUCGCCCAGCGGUUUCGUAAAUGCCGCACUACAGCAACAACAGCAGCUCCAGCAGCAACAACAGCAGCAGCAGCAGCAACAAACACAGAGCACUGUCUACACAUCAUCUUCGUCUGGCGGCGGCAGUGGCGGUCAGGCCAGUUAUUCAACAACCGCAUCUUCCUCCUACAAUACCAACAGCAACUCUCGCUUAGACAAUGGUGGUCCACUGCCGCAGCGCAAUAAUUCAAUUAGGAACAAAGAAUUUGAGCAACGUCGUCCAAGCAACGCACAACAAUUUGGCGACAAUCAGCAGCUCUUUUUGGGCAAUAUUCCACAUCAUGCCUCUGAGGAAGAGCUGCGUCAGCUAUUUGCGCGCUUCGGCAAUGUCAUUGACUUGCGUAUUCUAUCGAAAGUCAAUAGCAAGAUGUUGCCGGGCAUGCGCAGUCCACUAAACUAUGGUUUUAUCACCUACGAUGAUUCCGAGGCGGUACAAAAGUGCCUGGCCAAUUGCCCCCUGUACUUCCCGGAAAACUCAGCUGACGGCCAGAAACUGAACGUGGAGGAGAAGAAACCACGCAUGCGCAAUGACAUGCCACCCCGUCAGCCGAUUGGCGGCAACAAUAUGAAUAAUAUGGGCCGCAAUAAUAUGCGCACUGGUGGCGGCAACAAUGGACCCCGCAUGGGCGGCAAUAAUGGCGCUAGCUUUGGACAGCGCAAUGACAAUCGUAGCGGUGGUGGUGGUGGCAAUCAGUCCAACGGACCGCUGCGCGGUGCCGGCAAUGGACAGACAGGCGGUGGCGGUAAUUAUGGACGCCGUUAAAAUGCAGAGCAAAAUCUGCACUGGUUGGUCAUGCAUUUGAUGGCCGCCACAUAAGAAAUAUACCAACAAUAACAACAGCAACAACAACAACCCAACGUCAGAGCAUCGAUUUCUUCCAUAAUGCAAACAAUCAAUUACUAUCAUCAACACACACAUCCACACACACAUACACACACACGCACACACUGACAUCCACCAAACACAAUCAGCAGCAGCAACAGCAUUCAACGCAAAGGAUAAAAUAUAUUAACGAAUUGUCUUCAUGUUAACAAUGCUCCCGCGAGCGUUAACAGCAACAACGAUGGCAACCAAUGGAGCAGGCAUCGUGCUGCAAUGAACAUUAUUUAUGCAAUUGGAUCGUCCUUUAAUUAAGCUUGCUUUUGUGAAGUUUGUUUUCCUUUUUCCCCCCUUUCAUUAGCCAGCUCGUGCCAAAAAGCAAAUUUCUGUGCAAAUUUUUGUUGUAAAUCUAAUCUAAAAACCAAAACAAGCUGCAGCACGCCCUCCAUAAAAAUUAAAAACUUAAAAAAUAUAUAUAUAUAUAUAAAAACGAUCGCGUCAACAUGUCUAUUAUAAGUCAAAACAUGCAUCCCAUCACAAAUACUUGCAUACAUCUGCAUUCGAACACACACACACACGCACGCACACACACUCUCACUGACACUCACGCAUACACAUAUGAACAACUAACUCACACACUCACACAGUGUCACAGAUCUUAGUGUAAAUGUAAACUUUAACUUUCAAGUAUCGUUUAAAUUCUUGAUUUUCAAAAUUUUAACUAUAAGUUAACAAGAGAAAUGCUAUAAAAAGAGAAGAAAUUCAAAAGCGCA
Molecule: messenger RNA, 3529 nt
Organism: Drosophila hydei
Lineage: Eukaryota; Metazoa; Arthropoda; Insecta; Diptera; Drosophilidae
Gene: rin
Product: ras GTPase-activating protein-binding protein 2
Exons: 5
Coding region: 741-2699 (652 amino acids)
Cellular component (GO): cytosol; ribonucleoprotein complex
Molecular function (GO): mRNA binding
Source: RefSeq, a predicted model, not a curated record